CCACAUUUCGAAGAUCAAGGCAUUGGUGUUCAGUGGGGAAGCAGAAGGUGCAUAUGCUGUAACCAUGACCACUGAAGUAGGCUCCGCAUCUGAAGUGAAGAAGGAAUCUGAGCCAUUAGGAGCAGAUGCCACCAAGGAAAAACCUAAAGAAGUAGCAGAAAAUCAGCAGAAUCAGUCCUCUGAUCCAGAGGAGGAAAAACGUUCCCAGUCUUCUCCUAUAGCUAAAAGCCAAAGUAGUCCACGCCGCCAGAAGAAAGAGAGGGAUCCGUCUGAGAGCAGGGGCAUUUCUCGAUUCAUACCCCCAUGGCUUAAGAAACAGAAGUCCUAUACCUUAGUAGCGGCUAAAGACGGAGGAGAUAAAAAAGAGCCUGCCCAAGCUGCCGUGGAGGAGGUUUUAGACCAAGAGGAAUCUCUUCCUGAAGGAGAAAGGCAGGCCAAGGGCGAUGUUGAAGAAACCUCUCAGAGAAAGCAGCAGGAGGUGAAAGUUGAUGUCAAGGAAGAGAAGCCCUCUGUGAGCCGUGCUGAGGCACAGGUAUGUUUGAGAACGAAUUGUCUGGAACCUGCUGAAGAGGUAAGGAAGGAGAGAGAAGAGAAGACGAAGGAAAUGCAAGAAGACAAGUCAGAAGAAGCAGCAAAGAGGGAGACCAAGGAAGUGCAGACCAAUGAGCUAAAAGCAGAGAAGGCCUCCCAGAAAGCCAGCAAGAAGACCAAAACAGUCCAGUGCAAAGUGAUCCUCCUGGACGGCACCGAGUACAGCUGUGACCUGGAGAAACGUGCUAAGGGACAAGUGUUAUUUGACAAAGUGUGUGAACAUCUCAAUCUUCUGGAGAAGGACUACUUUGGACUUCUAUUUCAGGAAAGCCCUGAGCAAAAAAAUUGGCUAGAUCCUGCAAAAGAAAUAAAGAGACAACUGCGAAAUCUUCCUUGGCUGUUCACCUUUAAUGUGAAGUUUUAUCCUCCUGAUCCUUCUCAGUUGACUGAAGAUCUCACCAGAUACUUCUUGUGCCUUCAGCUUCGGCAGGACAUUGCCUCUGGCCGCCUGCCUUGCUCGUUCGUGACGCACGCCCUCCUGGGAUCUUACACACUGCAGGCUGAACUUGGGGACUAUGAUCCGGAAGAACAUGGCAGUAGUGACCUCAGUGACUUCCAGUUUGCCCCCACACAGACGAAGGAGCUGGAAGAGAAGGUGGCAGAGCUGCAUAAAACCCACAGGGGCUUAUCUCCAGCACAAGCUGAUUCUCAGUUCUUAGAAAAUGCAAAGAGGCUCUCCAUGUAUGGUGUUGACCUACAUCAUGCCAAGGACUCGGAAGGCGUGGACAUCAAGCUGGGUGUGUGCGCUAACGGGCUCCUCAUUUACAAAGACAGACUGAGAAUCAAUCGUUUUGCUUGGCCGAAAAUCUUGAAAAUAUCCUAUAAGCGCAGUAACUUCUACAUUAAAGUUAGGCCGGCAGAGCUCGAACAAUUUGAGAGCACCAUUGGAUUCAAACUGCCAAACCAUCGGGCAGCAAAAAGACUAUGGAAAGUGUGCGUGGAACAUCAUACCUUUUACAGGCUUGUGUCUCCAGAGCAGCCACCAAAGGCCAAGUUCCUGACCUUGGGGUCCAAAUUCCGCUACAGCGGCCGUACCCAAGCCCAGACCCGUCAGGCAAGCACCCUCAUUGAUAGGCCAGCGCCACACUUUGAGCGUACCUCUAGCAAACGUGUCUCCAGGAGUCUAGAUGGAGCUCCAGUUGGUGUUGUGGAUCAAAGUCUUAUGAAGGAUUUUCCUGGACCUGCUGGGGAGGUUUCAGCAUACGGCCCUAGAGUUGUCAGCACUGCUGUGGUACAAGAUGGGGAUGGCAGGAGGGACCUCAGAAGCCCGACUAAAGCCCCACAUGUGCAAUUCAUUGAAGGAAAGAAAAAUUCCCUGAGAGUAGAAGGGGAUAAUAUUUAUGUCAGACAUAGCAAUUUAAUGUUGGAGGACCUCGAUAAGGCCCAGGAGGACAUACUGAGACAUCAGGCUAGCAUUAGUGAACUCAAGCGCAAUUUUAUGGAAUCCACACCUGAGCCGCGCCCUAAUGAAUGGGAAAAACGACGUAUCACACCUCUGUCCCUACAGACACAAGGGAGAAAAGGAGACCAUCUUUUCAAGGAUAUUUUAUCCGUGAAGGAGAAGCAUCAGAUGGCAGCCACACGGGCAGUUGAAGAAAAAGUCCAGGAGGCAGACAAGAAACGCGCUCCCGAGUCAGAAGGGCCUUGCAGUGGAGCCUGUGAUGCUGUUGAGAGUUCACAUGAGACUCUGAAUGUAGUGGAGGAGAAGAAGCAGGCAGAGGUUGGGAAAGACGAAAGAGUAAUCACGGAAGAAAUGAACGGUAAAGAGCUAUCACCUGGGAGUGGUCCUGGGGAGAUGCGUAAGGUGGAGCCCCUGACCCAGAAAGACUCCACCUCCCUGUCUUCUGAGAGCAGCAGCAGCAGUGAGAGCGAGGACGAAGACGUGGGCGAGUACCGGCCCCACCACCGUGUGACCGAGGGCACCAUAAGGGAAGAACAAGAGGAGGAGGAGGAGGAAGAAGAGGUGGAGGAUGAAGCCAGCCGAGCAGCCAAGGUAGUAGAGAGGGAGGAAGCGGUACCAGAAGCCAGCCCAGUCAGACAAGCAGGUGCCAGUGUAAGCACAGUAGAAACAGUGACCCAGGAAAAUGUAGUUGCCCCAAAGAUAUCUGCAGAGAAGAGUGUAAAUGAAGGCGCCCUUAAGCAAGACAUGCGCGAAGAAACAGAGGACGAGCAACAUAAAGUUAACGGAGAGGUGUCUCAUGUUGACAUUGAUGUUUUGCCACAAAUUAUUUGUUGUUCAGAGCCACCAGUGGUAAAAACAGAGAUGGUAACAAUUUCUGAUGCCUCACAAAGGACAGAAAUCUCCACCAAGGAAGUCCCUAUUGUCCAAACUGAGACCAAAACCAUCACAUAUGAGUCUCCACAGAUUGACGGCGGGGCCGGUGGUGACUCGGGGACAUUACUGACAGCACAAACCAUCACAUCUGAGUCCGUGUCGACAACGACAACAACACAUAUCACCAAGACUGUGAAAGGUGGAAUAUCUGAAACAAGAAUUGAGAAACGCAUCGUGAUCACGGGAGAUGCAGACAUCGAUCAUGACCAGGCGCUGGCCCAGGCCAUCCGGGAAGCCCGAGAGCAGCACCCGGACAUGUCGGUCACGAGAGUGGUGGUGCACAAGGAAACGGAGUUGGAGGAAGGGGAAGAGUAAGGAAGAAAUUCCAUUUUUUAAACAACGCUCAACUUUGUGAACCUGAAGAAUUUUGAUCAUCCCAAGUCCUAAUGCCACACCACUACUCCAGCGAAUUUAUACUACGACUGGUAACAAUGACCAGAAGGACCAGAAGCCUGAAGAAUUAAAAUGCCAACAACCAAACCUUACCUUAACAGCUCUGGUCUAUACUGUUCCCUCGCAUUUUAAUACAUUAUUUUGUUUUAUAACCACUUCUAAAUAUUCUUGAUUCUUUCUUCUU
This is a messenger RNA of Enhydra lutris kenyoni (northern sea otter), 3503 nucleotides long. RefSeq names its product erythrocyte membrane protein band 4.1 like 2. The record is from RefSeq and is a predicted model, not a curated record. The transcript has 22 exons. Gene Ontology annotation, cellular component: plasma membrane; cytoskeleton. NCBI's taxonomy places the organism in Eukaryota, Metazoa, Chordata, Mammalia, Carnivora, Mustelidae. Gene Ontology annotation, molecular function: actin binding; structural molecule activity. The coding region runs from base 65 to 3241 and encodes 1058 amino acids. Gene Ontology annotation, biological process: cortical actin cytoskeleton organization.